Molecule: messenger RNA, 1392 nt
Organism: Camellia sinensis
Lineage: Eukaryota; Viridiplantae; Streptophyta; Magnoliopsida; Ericales; Theaceae
Source: RefSeq, a predicted model, not a curated record
ACGAUGAAUUCUAUAUAUAUACAUAAUGUGCAUUGUAUGCAUCAAUCAAGUGCAAUUGAGCUAAAACCAAUUUAGCCACCAAGCAAUUGCUUUUUUCGCCUCUCUUUUACCUGUCACUAACGGUCUUUUGUCAUUCAUUCAAGACCAAGGGAAAAGAAACAUCAUCGGAAAAUUAAAAUAAAAAUGUCAAAAGCGGUGGUUCUAGCCACCACCACCACCGCUUUCAUCCUCCUUAUAAUUUGCUUUCAGAAAAUCAAAACAAAUCAUAAAGAUUAUGGACCAAGAGGCCUAAGUCGUCGUUUAGGUUUCAAAAUUUUACCCCCACCCUUCGACCCUCUAAUUGUUAAAACGGAGAAAUUGAUCGAAGAAAAAGGUUUAGAUCACUGGGAAACCAGCUCGCUGGCUAAUCACGAGCUUAGUACAAAGGACAUGGAUAAAUACUCGAGCGAUAAGGGGAGACUAAACAUAACCUUGAGGUUGAUAUAUUUGUUUCCAUUCCUUGACAAUGCACCAAAAGAUGGAUUUGUGGAAUGCAACGAGCUCGAAGCUUGGAUUAUGCAACAAGCGACUGAUCGCAUGAAUUACAGGACACAAAAAGACUUGGCUUUGCAUGACAAGGAUGGAGAUGAAGCCAUUUCAUUUCAAGAAUACAUCCCUCAGUUUUCGAUCCAAGAUCUAGGAGUGUCUUCAACAGCGAGAAACGAAAUGGGGCACGGUGAAGCUGGAUGGUGGAAGGAACAAUUUAAAAAUGCCGACAUUGACCUCAAUGGAAUUCUCAACUUCUAUGAAUUCAGAGAUUUCUUGCACCCGGAGGAUAGCAAUAAUGAACAGAUUCAUAAAUGGUUGUUGACAGAAAAAUUAAAGCCAAUUGACUAUGAUCAUGAUGAGAAACUUAGUUUCUUGGAGUUCAAAAAUGGGAUUUAUGACAUCUACAAGAACUAUGUUGAAUUCGAAAAUGGAGGAGCAAAUGUACCCUACCCUGAAGAUGUGUUUGUCGAGCUUGAUGUGAAUGAGGACAAAUUACUAAGAGUGGAAGAGCUAAAACCCAUAUUCCAUUACUUGAGCCCCGGAGAGCUUUCAUAUGCUAAAUAUUAUGCCAUUUAUCUUAUUCAAGAGGCUGAUGACAAUGAAGAUGGGAAGCUAACUCUAGAUGAGAUGAUUUGGCAUGAAAAUAUAUUCUACAACUCAGUUUAUGAGGAUGGAAUAUUUGAUGAUGACGAUGAUCUUCAUGAAGAACUUUGAAGUUUUGAGCGCUUCAAAAUUGAUGGUUGAUCACCGGAAUUAGGAAAUCUUUAUAUUUUUUAUUUAAUGAAUGAGAAUUACUAUUUCAAUUCAUCUAGAUUUCCCACAACAUUCAUACAUUCCCCAAACUUCAAUUCCAUAAGAGCAAGU